GGAUAAACAUCAUUUCACUCAAGCGAGAACUGCGAUGGAGAGAGACUUAUCGUUGAGAGAAGAACAUGUCGUAUGGGAUAAGGCUCUUCUCGAAGACGGUAGAAUUGACACCAACUGAUUCUUGAGCGACUAAAUCCUGCCCUUAAACGGACAGUGAAAAUUUUGAAGGGGGUGACACAUACCAAGAUGCAGGUUUUCACAAAGUUACAAACAGUGUUCGUGAUCUUGUGGCUGGCCGAUCAAUUUUCUAGAAUAGCAUCUCAGACGUGUAGCGGCGAUAACUCUGUUUAUGGCUAUAUGCUGCGUGGAAACAUCUUCAAAACCCUACAGACGGCACUCCCGUUUGAGUGUUCCCAGGCUUGUGAGGGUGACGUCAGAUGUCAAAGCUUUAAUUACGUCAUUUCAAAAAAUACAUGCGAGUUGAAUGAUCGUACGAAGAAAGCCAGACCUGCAGACUUUUUGCCGAGUUCUGAACGAUACUAUUAUGAAAAAUCAAAAAAUAGAGCUGCUCUUGGCUCUAUUCCUGAACUUCCUGCUAAAAACUGUAGGGAAAUCAAGUUGAGUGAAGGAGAGCAAACAGUUAGCGGCAAAUACUGGUAUUAUAAUCCCUGGACGGACACGGCAACAUUCGCCUACUGUGACAUGAAAACGGAAGAUGUUGAUGAGUGUGAAUACGACUUGUACUAUUGUGAGGCCAAUAGCUACUGCAGCAAUACAGUGGGUUCAUAUAUUUGCACAAGUGACCGUGGCCUCGCAUCAUCGAGCAUUCUGAACAACUCACCAAAAUACUACAUUGGCACUCUUUCGUCUUACCUAGACUCAGUCCUGACUAACCUUUCCUCGAGUAGAUUCGUUAGAUGUUAUCACGCCAAGACAGAUGGCUGGGAUUCAACAACAUUCCAUUCGAAAUGUGAUGGAAAGGGACCCACUGUUUCCAUUAUUCAAGUCGGUAACUACACAUUUGGUGGAUAUACCGACGUGUCCUGGCAAAGUUCUUGUGGGUACACAUCAGCUGCCAAAGCCUUCAUUUUCUCUCUUUACAACGCGCAUGGUUAUAAACCUGUUAAACUAGCUCAGUACCAGUAUCAAGGGUAUGCAAUCUACCGCUGCAGUAGCUAUGGACCAACGUUUGGGGGUUAUCAAGGGCGACAUGACAUCCAGCUACGAAAUAACGCUGGAAACAUUCAAAAUUCCUUCACCACAUGCGGGUCUACUUACGCCGUCCCUACUGGUUACACUGCGUUCGCCAAGUGCGUAUUCUUUUCAGGGAGUGAACUAUUUACCCCGACUGAUCUGGAGGUAUUCUACGAGAUAACAUCUUAGUUGCAAGAUUAUUAAGAGGAUAUGAUUAGGAAAAAAGGUAAAGAAGCAGUGUUGAUAAAAACUCUGUAAAUAGCCUUCAUAAAACCCAAUAUAAUUGGAGCUAUUAUAACAACAAUUCUCUGUCAGAGCUUUGGAGACCUGUUUCGCCACUAUUCUUUGGGUAUAUUAACGAGAGAUAUAAUUUAAGCCAAGCCAAAAAGGCGGAGCUCGCGAUGUAGUAACUCACUUGUCUUAUCAAUGAAAUUACUGAGCCCCAACGGAAUGUUAGAAUUAGGGACGCGCACUUCCUGUA
This is a messenger RNA of Pocillopora verrucosa, 1615 nucleotides long. The record is from RefSeq and is a predicted model, not a curated record. Lineage: Eukaryota; Metazoa; Cnidaria; Anthozoa; Scleractinia; Pocilloporidae.